Molecule: messenger RNA, 2691 nt
Organism: Cladocopium goreaui
Lineage: Eukaryota; Dinophyceae; Suessiales; Symbiodiniaceae
Source: the annotation of a GenBank genome assembly
AUGGCUGUGUCUAAGAAUGCAGCUGGAUAUAGUGGUUUGACAGAAGAUGAGGAGAAGCAGUUGAAAGCACUGUUGAAUAAGGCUCAGCAGGCUCCGAAGGCGUCUGGUGGAUCAGCAAUGACUGAUCGCAAGGAGGUUCCAUUGCCAAAGAAUUGCACUCUGAAGGAGUGGUCUCACACGGUGUGCCAGCUUCCGAAAGUCAAUGGUGAGCCGAAGUGGAACGGAAAGACUUAUUCUGAACUGCUUAGGAUGGCUAUUGACGGUGACAUUGAGCUGGACAAGUAUCUGGGAUUCAUUUUCAAGAAGUAUCAUGGGUCCUAUGAUGGAACUCACAAGUCUCAAGCCGUGGACUUGGCUGGGACCCAGCGCAACAUCACCCUGAGCAGCACAGAGAGCGAGUUUGUUGCAUUGGUUUCAGGUGCAUGUGAAGGGCUUCUACUUCGAGCAGUUCUACAACUCUUGCUUGGUGAGAACGUGCAGCUGAAGCUCUAUGGGGACAACACCAGUUGCAUGGCCAUUGCAGCAAAGGAGGGUGUUUGCAAGGUGAAACACUUGAGUGGAAGGUUGUUGUGGAUCCAACAGAGGAUUUUUCACUGGAAACCUUUUCAUCGUGUGGCUUUUACUGGUUUGAUGCACAUCUCCCUGGCCAGGGCUUGUGAGUGUUCCCCACAAGAGGCCUUCCUUUUGCCUGUUGUUCCCGGUCAAGGGGGGGUUUGGGAUUUGGACACAGUGUCUUCAAGCUCAAGCCCAUCUCCAUACCAAGAUGCCGUGGAGGAAGAAGACAUUGACGCCUUACAGGCUACAGAAGAUGUUCCUGAGGCGACAGUGCUUGAGUUAGCGGCUGCUGCAAGCCGACCAUCUGCGUCUGAGAGCCCGGUGUAUAUUCAUGCAAUUGCGUGCAUUUCUGACCAUGAUCAUGAUGCACAACAAUCCAAGUUGAGACUGAGCGCAUGUAGCAAGUGGCUUUCAAUUUUGGUUCUCUGUUUGCAUGCCAGUGAUGUUGGUAGACACAUUGCAGCACUUGGACCUCUGGAUGAACACCGAUGUGAAGCGUUUGACAUCUUGGAGGCAGUGAUCGGUGUCAGAUCUUACCACACCGCCAUUUGCCGGGCCAAUUCAAUUUUGAAAUUUUUGAGGGAGACUUUGGAGGUUUUUCCGGACACCACUAUGCCAUUUACAGAAGACUUGGUGUGGAUGCAUUUUCAACGCUUGAAAAGCUCUGGAGGUGCAACUUCAGCGGCCUCUGUUUUGUCUGCCUUCAGGUAUGCAAAAUUUGUCAUGGGAUUUGAAUGCAUUGAUGCGAUUCUGAACAGCAAGCGGCUCAGAGGGCUUAGCGACAUUCUUUUUGUAGGUAAAAGGAAGUUGUUGCAGGCACAGACGCUGACAGUACAACAGGUCAGGAUUUUGCAUUCAGUUUUGGAGAGUGCGAACUCAGACAAAUUUGAUAGAGCGGCUGCCGGCUUCUUGUUGACAGCGCUCUACGGCAGAUGCAGGGUUUCUGACUUGAUUUUUCUGGAUUCCAUCAAACAUGAUCACAGCGAUUCAGAUGGGUUUUUGGAGCUGUUUACAGCAGUGCACAAGACUGGACGAAGCGCUGCAAAGAAAGCAACACUGUUACCGAUCCUCUGUCCAGCAAUUGGCGUGACGGGCUCAAAUUGGGUCAUCCAUGCUUUGAAAGCUUUCGAACAGAUUGGAUUGAAAUUUGAAGGUGUCAUCAAAGGCCCCUUGCUGCGACCACCCAACCAUGCAGGUCCCGACCUCUGUGGCAGAAGUGUGAAUGCAACUGAGGAGGUUCAAGUGGUUGAGACGGAUGCUGCAGAAGUUGAGCCGAGUUUUUGCAAGCCUGAGCUGGCCAUGGAUGUGGCUGGGCAACAGCCAGUGGUGGACCUCAUCUCUGAGAGUGAGUCUUCGGAGAGCGAAAGUGGUGAGUCUUGCGUUGCAUCGGAGGAGAGCUCCGACGGCCAGCCUUUGUCAAAGCGCCUCAGGUUCAAAGCCGUUGACAAGCCGGAUAGGCAGCGGGCAAAAGAAUGCAAGUUGUCCGAGGUAGCUCUGCAAGACCUUGCGCGUUUAGGACAUUCCCUUCUUGACGCAUGUGCUCAAAUGCACUCCACAAACGAGAUCAAAUACUUGGCUCCUGAGCGUUGUGUGAGUCGUUUGCAUGAGAUUACACAGCAGAAGACCCCAGCGAAACAGGUUGAGAUCGAAUCCGACCGUCUCAUCGUCCGUGAGAAAAGCGAAGUGCCUGAUGAAGCGGCGCACUCAGCGCUGCAAGUAAAAGAGGCCCUGGAACGUAGGGGUGUGGGACUGGUCUUUGCAGACCUGACAUCAGUUUCCCAGACUGUUGCUGCGGACAAAGCUGUGUGGGCGAAAUUGCUGGAGGAAGGGGUCAAACCCCGCCGUGAUGCUUCAGGUGUCUUGCCCUUAGAUGCAUCCCUUAUGAAGGCAUUGGAGUCCUAUGCAGUAUCCUUUACGUUGUUGCCUUUGCCUCAGCAGAAGAAGCCCUCUCCUGUGACGCCCGUGCCUAAGCCGAAAGCUGGGGUCAAGACCACCCAGUUUCAAAAGACGCACAAAGGCAAGGGCAAAUCAAAAGGGUCCAAUAAAGGACCUCGAGUUGUGACGAAGCAGCAGACGGAUCAUCAUGCAGGCGUGGCAAACAUUGUUGUGCAAAGUGCUUUGCAAAUCACAGCCUGA